CUUUAUCCAAUGAAAAUGGAGGACGCGCCUGUAUUAUUUUGUUGUGGAAGGCCGAAAAUAAGAUGUUAAACAACACUUGUUGAGUUUAGAUACAGAUUUUGUUUAAAGGAAGAAGUUAAGAGGGAAGGAAGGUAACAGUGGAAGUAUGAAUCCUGAGGACAGUCUGGAGUUGCCAGGGCCUGAAGAGGGGUUGGGCAGACCCAUAAUCAUACAGAGAGACCAUGUGUCGCAGACUGUGGUCAUGGAGAACCAGUGUCCUCAAGAUGGUGUUCUCCAGGGCCAAACCAUAGGUGUAACAGCAGUGGACGGAACCAGGGAGAUGGUGAUGACUGGUGUGACCAGCUCAGAUAUGUCCCAGGGCGUUGUCGAGGACGACCAGAUCCACUACCCCCAGGACGGUGUGUUCCAGGACGAGCCAGGAGUCGUUGUAGAAGAGAGGUCCCGAGAGAUGGUGGUCCCGAGGGUGUCGCAGGACAUGGUGGUCGACCAGCAGGAGAUUGUCAUCCAAGACGACACCCAACAGGUGGUGCUGGUCACUGUGCCAGACAGCUCAGGGGGUGACAAUGAUGGCAAUGUGGAGAUAAUUGUCACCACCUGCUCACUGUCGUCAUUAAAUGAACAAGUGGCACUGUGUCCUAUCAGUAAAGCCGAUGAACAUUAUCAACACAUUAACACCAUGUCAAGUUCUGAUAGAAUUCUGCCACAGAGUGUUUGUGAGUACAACAAGGCCAUCUUUACCCAGGGCAAUCUAAGCUCGAAUCAUUCUGUGAUGGUAGGGACAGAAAGUGGAGAUCGGCAGAUACAAGAACUGGAAACGUUGCAUGGUCCAUCAGGUAAUCUGUACAACCAACAGCUGCCCAGUACGGUUGUUCCAGCAAUUAGUUCCAGCACAGACGAUCCCCUGUAUGAUUCAGCAGUGUCAUCAGGCAUCAUAUCCCCAGCAUUCCAGUCUGCUCUCAACACUGUAUCCUCUACACCAAUGAUAAGUCUCACUCGCUUCCCAGGGAGCCCCACCAAACACACCGAGGGGGAAGUACUGCCACUGCAGAGUGCCUCUAGCGUUGUGGUUGCCGGGGAACAGACAAGUGUAAUCUCCAGUACCAGAAUACAGCAGUCAUCACUGACAUCCGUCUCCAUGACGCCACAGGAUCAAGCUUUGUAUGAAAAACAGGAAACGAUGAAGAGUUUAGAGUUAGUUGAUGCUCAGUGGAAAAAUUCGGUUGUGAACAGUCCUUCCAAAUCUGAUACAAUAUUCCUCACAGAAAAUACACCUGCUGAUGGAGCUGUGUUUGGCUACAAGGUAAUUGACAUUAAUGCAGAACAUCCUAAACAAAACAUGGAACCACCAGAGCCUAAUUCGAAGGUAAAGGAGGAAGCGACCAAUAACGUUGGUCCCAAGGUGGAUGAUAGUGAGACUGGAUCUUCUGUGACCGAUAAUGCUGGGACUGGUGCCAAGACACAGAAUACUGAGACUGUCGAGUCCUGCAGUGAAAGUGUUGACACUGGCAAGGUGACAGAGCCGAGGGCGGUGAAGGUGCAGGUGAGAGUGUGUAGCGUGUGUCACACAAGUUUCAGUAACGCAGAGGAGUUUGUGCUGCACAUGAUGCAGCACUCCUUGUAUGACUCGUUCACGUGUGACCAGUGUGGGAAGCGCUUUGUGGAUGAGGAGUCGCUGACUCGGCAUAAGCUGAAACACAGUCGGAAUCUCAGACGGGAGUUCCACUGCAAGGAGUGCAACAAAUCAUUUACAACUAACACCUAUCUCAAGUCCCACAUGAGGACACACACUGGUGAGAAGAUUCACGCCUGUGAUGAGUGUGACGAGAGGUUCACUUUCUCCAACAUGCUUCGCCGACAUAAAUUCAAAGUUCAUAAGGAUUCCAUCCGAGAGUGUCCCAUCUGUAACAAGGAGUUUGUGAACAAUGUUUUGUUGGUGAGACACUUAGCAGAGCAUGACAAACAGCCUGAGACGACGGAGGAACAGGACAUGCCGUCAACCGCAGCACCAAGGAAACGGAGAGGAAAAAGAAAGAUCAGGAAGACUACAAAAAAGACUUCCGCUAAAUUAAAAGUGAAAAACACCAUUGCUGGCAAUAAACCCCAAACCAGGGGACAAAAGAAAAAGGAAGGGUCUAAAACAUCACCAGGUAUGGCAGAGAUUCCAAAACCACAGCAGUUUUCUUGUAUGAUCUGUCAAGAGAAAUUCCCCUCCAAAAUUCUUUUGAAAAAACAUGCAAGGACACAUUUAGGUCAGAGAGUUUUGAGGUGUGAUAAGUGCGGGAAGGUGUUCCAAGACUCCAUCAAGCUGAAGAUGCAUAAGUUGUCCCACACUGGGCAGACUUUCACGUGUGGCUUCUGUGGGAAGAGUUUCAGCUAUGCCUCCACUCUCACCAUGCACAAGAAGCGCCAUGCGCAGGAGAAGGGCGUUCAGUGUAACGUGUGUGGUAAGAGAUUUGCUACAGCGGAUGUACUGAAAACACACAAGACAACUCACACAACCAUGAAGGCGUAUGUCUGUGAUGUGUGCGAAAAAGCGUUCACCAGUCAAUAUUACUUGAAAGCUCACAAACGUAUCCACACAGGGGAGAAGCACUAUGGCUGUCUGCAGUGUGGGGAGUCCUUUAUGUUCUCAACUGGACUCCGACGCCACGUUAUCAAGGAACAUGGUGGCAUUGCAUCAAAGAAGACCGAAGAGGCUGAGAAGAAAGAUGAGGCCCCGUCUCUCAAUGCAGAGGAUGACGGCAGUGGAGGUGGGGAUGAUGACAUCGAUGAAUUCCCCGACUUUUCUUCACAAAAUAUUCAAGACAUGAUGAUUGGAAAGGAUGGAGAAAUACUGUCAACCAGUAAAAUUAAGGUGGAGAAAGGCAUGCUGAUGGCUUCCACUAAGGACGAGCAUGGGAUGCUGGAAUGUGGGUGGUGUGGGAAGAAGUUCCAGUCUACCCCAGCCCUCAACACUCACAUGAAGGAGCAUGUGGAGUUCCCGCACACCUGUCACAUGUGCAAUAAGACCUUCUCGCGAGAGCUGUACCUCCAGAAACACCUGCAACGCCACAACACUGACCGACCACAUCACUGUAAUGACUGUGGGAAGAGUUUCCGCAGUGCCAGCUAUCUGGCCCAGCACCAACAGAUCCACACAGGGGAGAAGAGCUACCAGUGUCAGCUCUGUGAGCAGGAGUUCAUCUUCGCGAACAGUCUCCGCCGCCACCUCAAAACUCACACAGACCUCGGCCCCAACACUCAGGGAUUGGUCCGGAAGAAAAAGAAGAAGUCGUACCGGCCAGUGAGUGAGAUUAGUCAGGAGAAUGUGUCCCAGUUGAACUGCACGCUGUGUGGCUACGCCUUCAGGACCGUGUCUCAGGUGGAGGAGCAUCUGAAGACUCACUCCGGCGAGAAUCCCAUCUUUGAGUGUAAUGUGUGUAAAAAGGAGUUCAAUAGUCAUAGAUCGCUAUGGAGACACAAGCACAGCCACGUGGACAAUAAGCCAAUCAGUUGUGAGGUCUGUAACAAGUCAUUCCGAACCAGCUACUACCUGAAGUCUCAUAUGAAUGCUCACAAUGGUGCUAAGCCUUAUAAAUGUAAGUUCUGUGACUUGCAUUUUACGUACGCUAGUACCCGGCGUCGCCACCAGCGUACUCACAUUCCAGAAGAGAGUAUGAACUUCAUGUGUAACAUUUGUGGGAAGAAGUUCUAUGAUCAGUGUGAUUUUGACCGUCACAUGCUGGGGCAUUCCGGGGAGAAGCCAUUUAUGUGUGAUGUAUGUGGGAAGACAUUUGCCACUAAAGCUCUCCUAAGGAGUCACCUGAACCGUCAUAAUGGGGAGAAACAGUACAAGUGCCAGAUCUGUAACAAGACGUUCCUCUACCACUACCGUCUGAAACGACACAUCAAGACUCAUAACGCAGUGAAGGCGUUCAAGUGUGACAUGUGUGACAAGGGCUUCCUCACCCAGGCGUAUCUGUCCACACAUCUGCGUUCUCACACCGGCGAGAAGCCGUACAAGUGUGAGUACUGUAAUGAGGAGUUCAGCUUCUCCAACACCUUUCGUCGACACAAGCGGAUCCACACGGGACAAACGCUCAACUGCUCGGUGUGUGGGAAGAUGUGUCUGGAGCUGUUUGACCUGAAGAGACACAUGAUGUCUCACUCCGACCUGAAGCCCGUCAUGUGCGACAUCUGUGGCAAGACAUUCAGCCACCACAACAGCUGCAAGAGGCACAUGAAGAGGAUCCACCCCGAGAUGGUCCUGCCCUUCACUAUAUAGAACAGGUGCUUGUAGUAGGGGUGAAACAAUACAGCAAGGUCACAGUACGAUACAUAUCAUGAUACGUAAAUCACGAUACAAUACAUAUCACGAUACGCAUAAUUACCAGAGUUGAGAAUCUGCGAAUUUUAGUGACCACAAAUUUGUUAAAGUCUGAUGGCUUCCCCCAUAAACACCCCUAAAUUAUGGCCCACACUCCAUUGCAAACAAGUUUCAGCUGAAAAGGAAAAUAUCCAUUCUCAUCCCCGAAUUACUUCAAAUUGCAUUGGAAAUUUCUUACUAUAAAUAUUUCAGAGCAGGUUCAAAAGGAAAAGCUAGCUGUAGCUACAUGUUCAUAUCAGCUAUUUUUAGUAGUGAACUUGAAACGCUAAUUACAACACAUUUUGGGAUAUUUGACUGACAAAAAUGCGGAGGUCAGUAAGUAGUAAGUAAUUGAUUUUAGCAAGUGUAUCAUCUUGUAUCAAUAUAUAAAAAAUCAUACCAUGUAUUGUAUCGUCGCAUGAAAACUCACGGUGCAUCGAUGUAUCGUUUCACCCUUAGCGUGUAGGGGUGUCAGCAUACAUCCAGGGAUCUACCUGGGUCGAGAUAUAUACCAGUGUACAAUGAUGUUUGUAUGGGUGUCACCCUUCACUCACUCAUCCAGAGAUUUACUGUUUCGACGUAAUAAGCACCCACGUAAUAUAAUGGCUAGUGAACAAUCCCAAUUAGCACCCCUUCCGAUUGAUCAAUGUACACAAGACUUAUUUAUUCGCGUAUAAUACGCACUCGCGUGUUAUAUGCACCCUUGAUUAUGGGCAAUUAAAUUCUGGAAAAAUAUAUCUGUCGUAUAUAAACAUUUCAGGCUGUCAGCAUAAACCACAAAAUUUAACCUUGAUCUCUGUUUUUUUUCACCAAAAUAAUAUUCUAAUAAGAGCCCCCUAUUUCUAAAUUUGAGAGCGACCUGGGCGUUUAUUACGUCAAAUACGGUAUAUGACCUGUAUAUUCACAUGUUCUGGGGACUCUCGGUAACACAUUGUGUUGGUCCCAAGCAUUAGGUUUAGAUACCAGGGUAACCACAGUACCAUCAACCUAUGACAUACAGUGUGCGGUGCCACAUGCUUAUUAUAUAUGGGGAUUUCCUGUGGGAAUCGAUUCUUUGUGAAGAAAAUCUGCCAUGAAGUGUCCGAUCAGUGGCUAUUUAUUUAUUUUAGAACAGAAAUAUCAGAUAAAUCAUGCUUCAAUGUAAAUAGUUUCAGUUUUUCCAUCAUCUGAAACCUUUUGACUCACAGCGUAUAUUUUUGGGUCCUAAAUUUAAUGCAAGAAUCCCGCAGUAGUCAUGUACAGACAAGACCGUAGUUAACUUAUUUUGACAGGGGGAACUUGUACUUUCCUGAUUCAAAUAAAACUGUUUUCUAUAAAAACUCCAGGGGAGCAACUGCUCUCUCUCCCCCCCCCCCCCCCCCCCCCCCCGGCUGGCCAUGGCACUGACAGACCUGGCAUCAUUCAGACACAUUAAUCCCAUGAAUGAAUUGAUUUAUAUCUCAAUUCAUUUUUCAAAUUUUGUGAUAACCCUGUGAUAAUUUCUCUGGCUUGUUUUAUUUAACCGCCUGUAUCAAUGCCUGACCAAUAACUUUAACUGCCCUUGCUUUUAGAAUGGUACUUUAUGAUUCCAAAGUUAGUUCACAUUUGCAGAAAACAGGGCCCCAAAGAUGCACCUGCAAGCUAAUGUCAGCGUGUGUACUUUAUAGUUCACCAAUUUCAAGCUUUUAAGAAAGUGUUCGUAUAUGAUAUCCUUUUCAGGAUGGUAAUGUUUCAGGAUAAGUCACUUGUUACCUUUUCACACAAUGUUUCCAGUGACUUCAGCUUAUCCUCACGAUGUUUAAAAAAAAUGUACAGACUUCUUUAAUAUUCAAAGCUUCUCGAAGUCCUUCCACUUCAUGUAUCUCCGUCAAGUGUCAGAAUACUUAAGAAAUAAUAAAACUGAAGAUGUGAAGGAUGGGAUGUUGAGGGUAGUCAUGUGUUUUGUUGAAGAUAUAGGAACCUUUACUGGAACAUGGUAUUUGAGUGUAUUUGAAAUAUACCACUAGACAUUUCACGGGUUUGUAUACGCUAUGUUGGGACUAGGGCUGGCUAUCGACAUGGAUUACAGAGAUCGAUAAUCACUAACUAAAGUUUGAUAAAUAUUGGAGAAGUAACUUUAAACAAUAUGCAAGAAAAUCCCAAAAGAAAUCAACAUGUUUCUCGCUACUGUUGAGCAGUGACACAUUUAUGCAUGGAUUACUCUGUGGACGUUUGAGAUAUAACAAAAACAGUUGCUUUCCAUCUUCGACAAUUGACAUCAUUGACAAUAACAAGUCUGUUUCGGUAAAUCUAAACUUUAUUUCAUCUCAAUAGUUUAUGUAAGUUAAUGUCGAUGACAACAAUUUCAUUAUCAAUCUUUGUAGCUAGCCCUAGACGUUCCUCCUUUCUCCUUGUCAGUGGAAUCAGAUCAUUAAUUGAUAGGUUGGUUGAAAGUAGCGACUAUCCUGUCAAAUGGACGUAUGUGUUCAUGGGUGAUGGACAAAUGUAAGAUGUACAAAUCCAUGAAGCAUUGACAAUAAUCACAGGACAGUGUCAUGAUGUCACCGUACCCUUACAAUGUAGUACGUUACCCAUAUCAUUAAUUGAUUUUCCUCAUCCAGAUCAAUUAUUUAAAUGUUGCUGGCACAUAGCAGGACUAUUGCUGAGUGCAACAUUAAACAAUGCAAAAACAAAAUGUAUGAAAUAUUACAUGAAGCAACUAGGUAGAGAUAAGGUUGCUUGUGGAUGUUAGCAUUGGCUUGUGGUCUUGUCUAUGUUCAUGGGUGUCAGUUAGUGGUGGUCACUGAUGCAUCGGUGGAUCGUGAUUUUUUACUUCUUGAUUCAAGUAUCGACCUCAGUCACACACUAAGUAAAAAAUAUUGAUUCUUACCUCAUAAUUAUGCUUUGAUAAAUGUUACACUAAACACUAAUUACUAGUGAAAAUGAGUAGUGAAAACGUACGUGUUCAUCCAUUGUGCCAUACUUGACACUACAAGGUGUAUAUCGUUAGUGUCCCAGGUAUUUGGCCGUCCUGUCUAUGAAAAAGAUGGCUUACUCACCACAGAUAAGAGCACAUGCAAGUAUCAUGAUAUGUAUCGGAUCGUGAGCAAGGUAUCGUGAUGUGUAUCGGAUCGUGAGCAAGGUAUCGUGAUGUGUAUCGGAUCACACAGUUCAUGUAUCAUCCCAGCCCUAUUAUCAGUGUGACAUUUAUCCAUGGAAAGCAAUUAUACAUUCUUUGAUUUAAUGGUUGCUGCUAAGUUUCUCAGAUAAACGGACAUAAUUAAACUGAAUGGUUUUAUGUUCACAGUGCAGAGUUGUGUCCCUUAGCUGUGUCAGAAUCUGCUGCUGGUGGCUCUAAUCCCACAUUCAUCUUGCUUAUUAUUCUUCGCCUGCUGUGAACAUGGGUCGUCAUCUGGGACCUGUGUCACUUAAGCUGACAUGCUGUGAUAUAACUGAAGUACUGCUAGCCACACCCACCCAGUCAUUACUGAACUGAAGACUUGUGAAUUGAAGUAUCUGAUAGUUAUUAUUCUUGUCAUGUGUUCGGUCAAUCAUUUCCUCAUAGCAGGUGUGGGCGGUCGGGUAGCCUAGUGGUUAAAUGUUUUGCUUGUCACACCGGAGACCCAGGUUAAAUUCCCAAUAUGGGUACAAUGUGUAAAGCCCAUUUCUGCUGUCCCCACCUUGAUAUUGCUGGAAUUUUCCUAAAAGCAGCAUAAAACCAUACUCACUCACUCACUCACUCAUAGCAGAUGAUGUUGUAGCCAAACCAACCUUAGUGACUUGUAACCUAUGCAGUUGAGUGAUACAUGUUUUUUAAUGUAAUCACCAAGCAGUGUUAAUUUUCAACAAUUUCUGCCUUCUCAUGUUCAUAUGUGUUAUUUUCACCUAGUGAAUACGUCAGAUGCACAAUUAGAUAGUGUGUUAUAAAUGAGAAUAUCAACAUAUCUGGGGAGGUAAUUGUAGGUUACACAGGAAUCCCACGGACAUUUGAAUCAGUUGUUUCUGAGAAUUUACUGUUCAGAUCAACAUAAAUGUUAAAGCCCUCUGUUUAGAAAUUAGAAAUGGGUUGUAACACUUUGCUGUGAUUUGUUAUGUGGAGAUGACUGUUCAUGAGUUUUACCAGGCGACGACAGCAGCAGCAGCACAUGAAGACUGUGAUGAGGCAAGCUGCAGUGACGUGGCUGCGGCAGUUGUUACUGACUGUGUACCUAGAACUGGAGACUGUGUCAAGCUGAUUAGACUUGAUCAAUAUAAAUAUCUUUGGGGGGCAAGUUGUGCCACAUAGGCAUGCCAAGAUCCCAUAUUCUGGGUUCAAAUCCCAGAUUCACAGUGACUAUGAUCCUUGGUUUGUCAGCACCAUGUCCAUGCUGAUGUUUUUCAUUAAAGUGGUAAACUUUCACAACCUGCGGCACUUAAUGUUUUCGUCCCUCAUUAAGCUGACACACAGUGAUGUAGCUGAAGCACUGUUUGAAGUGGCUUGAAAGCUAACUCACUGUCGGGUAGGUCAGUUCAAUAGCUUUGUUUAGAUAUCAAGUGUACGAUUAGUUUAUUAUAUCAUUACAUUAUAUUGAAUUUAAGUCAGUUAUUGAAAUGUUGUGAUCCUUCAACGUCUCACGAAGAUAUACAGUGUGAUGUGUAAUUAGCAUUUACUGAAAUUUUUGCUAUCAUGUUUGAUGAUGUAUUAUCAAAUUGUAAAUAAAAUCCCCAUAUUUUGAA
Messenger RNA from Haliotis rufescens (red abalone), 9019 nucleotides. Its product is annotated as zinc finger protein 62 homolog. Lineage: Eukaryota; Metazoa; Mollusca; Gastropoda; Lepetellida; Haliotidae. Bases 146 to 4264 code for a protein of 1372 amino acids. The record is from RefSeq and is a predicted model, not a curated record. Gene Ontology annotation, cellular component: nucleus. The transcript has 2 exons.